AUGCGCGGGAGGGGCGUCACCACUACGGCGAGGACUGGGCGCGUGCUCCGGCUGACAGUUGUCAGCGCGCGCCGUUUCUUCUCUCGGCCGUUACCUUCUCGCGUCCACGACAACCGUCGGCGCUCUCGGCGGGGGAGGAGCGACCCAGCCCACUCAGCUCAGCCCGAAGCCCAGCAUCAGUGGGCUACCCCGCCUCCGUUUCCGCCCACCUGCCCCUUUGGGGCCUGGCUGCCCGUCCUUUGCUUCGGGGCAAUGAGGAGAACGGGCCGGCCUAGGCGAGGCGGAGGCAAGGAGUCGCCGCCUCUCAAUCCCGCCAGUGGCGGGGGCAACAGCCGCGGCAGGCGAGCUCCUCCUUCUCCUCCGCGCUUGCCACCUCAGGAAGAGAAGCAGCAGGGCCGGAGCGGAGACAGGGAGCCCGAGCGUAGCGCCAGCCAAGACGCCGUGAGCGAGCCGUCCGCCGCUGUCUUCUUGCUCCGUGGGCUGCAACAGUCGCUGGGGAGGAAUCUUCCCGGUGGGGCCUCUCCCCACGCAAUGAAGAGGGGAGGACCGGGCAGGAAAGGGGCCAAAAGCGACUAUCAGAGGCAAGAGAAGCGGGACCACUUGGCUCACGAAUUCGGCGAGUGGCAAGACUGGCUGCGCGAUGUUCUGAGAGAAACAGGAGUCUUUAUUACAAGAACAGAUAGCAAAAUAUGGCUUACACUUAUAAUGGCUGCUGUUGCAGGAAUCCUUCACUG
Python bivittatus (Burmese python) is the source of this 734-nucleotide messenger RNA. The record is from RefSeq and is a predicted model, not a curated record. Lineage: Eukaryota; Metazoa; Chordata; Lepidosauria; Squamata; Pythonidae.